AUGGCGGAGGAUUUGGUACUGGACACAGCUAUUAGAGAUUGGGUGCUUAUACCGCUUUCAGUGGUCAUGGUCCUCAUCGGAAUCCUCCGUUACUUCGUAUCUAAGCUCAUGCGCUCCGACCAAACCCCCGAUCUCAAAAUCGUCAAAGAAGGGCAGUUGAUAAUUAGGGCAAGAAAUCUUCGGGCGGCGGCCAAUUUCAUCCCGGCCAGGUCGUUCCGUGCUCGCAAGCACUAUUACAGCAAUGAGGAGGAUGGUUUAUUACACGUGCCUAAGGGCCAAGGUCAGAACCCACAGGCACAGAUGUUCUCAGAUCCAAACAUGGCUAUGGAUAUGAUGAAGAAAAAUCUCUCGAUGAUCAUUCCACAGACACUCACUUUUGCGUGGGUCAACUUUUUCUUCUCUGGAUUUGUAGCAGCAAAGAUUCCAUUUCCACUUACUCAGAGAUUUCGGGGAAUGUUGCAAAACGGUAUAGACUUGAGCACUGUGGAUGUAAGCUACGUCAGCAGUCGCUCCUGGUAUUUUCUCAAUCUAUUUGGGCUACGAGGACUUUUUAGCCUUAUUCUUGGAGAAGAUAAUGCAACUGAUGAUACACAACGCAUGAUGCAAAUGAGCGGAUUUGGAUUUGAUCCUACAAGAAGCCUGGGAGCGGAGAAAGAUAAUCUGGACAUUGUUCAGCAUGAAUGGGCCUUGCCGAAAUUCGAGCAGCGAGCAGAAGCUGUUCUGAAGAAACUUCACGGACAGAUGAGACAACCUCCCAACCGCCCCUCGGCCUCGGUGACGGGCCCAGCAGCAGGAGGCAAGCCCGCGGGGGGUCUGCAAUGCUUCUCGUGCGGCAAGCUGGGCCACCGGUUGACGACUUACCCGCAGCCCAACGGCUUCCGCACGCUUCUCGCAAAUGAUAGCGGCUGCCAGGAGUAUGCGCGUUCUUCAUUGUUUAACUAA
Messenger RNA from Striga hermonthica, 942 nucleotides. Lineage: Eukaryota; Viridiplantae; Streptophyta; Magnoliopsida; Lamiales; Orobanchaceae. The record is from the annotation of a GenBank genome assembly.